Molecule: messenger RNA, 678 nt
Organism: Colletotrichum godetiae
Lineage: Eukaryota; Fungi; Ascomycota; Sordariomycetes; Glomerellales; Glomerellaceae
Exons: 5
Coding region: 1-678 (225 amino acids)
Source: RefSeq, a predicted model, not a curated record
AUGCUUAACGUUGCCGCCGCCGCUCUCCUCGCCGCCGCCACUGUGGUGAGCGCCCAGGACAAGGUCGGCUUUGGACCAGCAUUCUCCCUUGGCCCUACUCAAUCUUGGAUCCGGGAGGCGACCACCACUCUCGUUCUCCCUCCCGUCCCGAGUCCCCAGAAGGAUCGUCUUGCUCUAUGGCCCGGCAUGGGCACCAGUGGCGGUGAUCUUAUCCAGGCCCUUGCUGUUUCCUUUAGUGAUCCUAAGGCGAACUGCGGAACUAGUGUCGGCCAGUGGUGCACUUGGGCCAGCACUCUUCAAGGAGAGCAGCUGGGAGGCACGCAAGUUCCUGCAUCCGCCGGUGAUAAGCUCACCAUGCACUACAAGUACAACGACAGCACUGGCAAGUAUGAUCAGACCGUCUCUCUCAACGGCAAGGUAGUCUCGACUCUCUCGACGAGCUCCGGAAAGGCUGAGGGCUGGGGCACUGCCGUUGAAUGCCAAGACGACGCUUGCGUCGGCACGGUCAUUGCUCACAAGUACACCGGUACGACAAUCAUACUCAACGCCGCUGACAACACUUUCGGCAACACCCUCGGUCUGAACGAGGCCGACUCCUCCGGUCUCACCACUUCCGACAACGGCAAGACCUGGAAGGCUGACACUAUCAACAUCCACACCCACACCUUCAACAACUAA